AUGUCUUCCAAUUCGUUCUCCCUCAAACGAACCCAGACGGACCUCCCUUCCCAUGCCCCCGGUCCGGCCCGACAUGGCUCCGAUGCUUCUACUUCCUCGUCCAUCUAUUCCCUGUCGUCCAAUUCGUUCGUCCCGAGUCGCACAAGUACCGUUUCCUCCAGUGCUUCGAUAGGUUCGCAUCCUAGCAUUGGUCAUCGACGAGGAAAGAGUGAGGUCAAUAACACUGUGGCCACCGGGACCAUGACGGCUAGUGAUGGUUCGUACAAGGCCAGUCGAGCCAAUGCCGGAGCCACAUACGAGAACAUCCGUCGUUCGUUGCGACCAUUGCCCCAGGUGCCCAAUGUCUCAGCUGUCCCAAAGAAGGAUAAUGUACCGCGACAUGCGCGGAGUUAUACUGUCGACGAUACAAAGUAUUGGAAGGAGAACCGGCCCGCGGCCCCAGAUUGCGGUGACAUCAAUCGCCAGGAAAACGUGCCUCCCGAGGGAAAGGAGCUUCUUGCUCCUCAACCACCUCCACAUGGAGACUCAUCACGUCCCUGGUCCCCUCAAGCCCUCGUGCCGCAUAACCGACCGCCUCAUUUGAAACCGCACCAUGGGCACAGCCUAUCGAACCCGGCCCCGAUCACAACCACCUUGACUGCGCCAGACCUCGAGACCUUUCAAAAAUCAUCCACUGGCCAUCUACGGACGCUUUCCAAGUUCGCAAAAACCGGGGAAAGCGAGGAGUUGGCGCUCGGGAGCUCCACAGCAUCAGUGGUUGGCUUGCAUGGGAGGCGACGCUUAAAGCGCGCUGAUUCCGUUGCACCAACAUCCAGCGCACUUGCAGCCCGCAAAAAGAAUACAUCAGCAUGGACCGCUGGUAAUUGGAUGGACAAGCAACGGCAGUUUCUUCAGGCGUACGAGUACCUGUGCCAUAUUGGAGAAGCUAAAGAGUGGAUCGAAGAGGUUAUUCAAAAGCAGAUCCCGCCCAUUGUCCAGCUGGAAGAAGCCCUGCGGGAUGGUGUCACGCUGGCGGAAAUCGUCCAAGCGAUGUACCCCAAUCGGUCACUGCGAAUCUUUAGACACCCGAGGUUGCAGUAUCGUCAUUCAGAUAACAUCGCGCUAUUUUUCCGUCUCCUGGAUGAGAUUGAAUUGCCAGAGCUGUUCCGAUUUGAGCUUAUCGACCUCUAUGAGAAGAAGAAUAUUCCCAAGGUCAUCCACUGCAUCCAUGCGCUAUCAUGGCUACUGUUCAAGAAUGGUAUGCUCGACUUUCGUAUGGACAACCUUGUCGGUCAACUUGAGUUCGAGCACCACGAACUGGAGCAAACACAGAAGGGUCUCGACAAAUCAGGCGUCAGCAUGCCUAGUUUCGCGGGCAUAGCUGGAAACUUUGGUGUAGAACCCGAACCUAAACCGGAGCCCGAGGAAUCGGAAGAGGAGCGGAUCCAGCGGGAACUGGGUGAGAAUGAGACCGCAAUCAGUGACUUCCAAGCCCAGAUUCGAGGCGCAAUGUGUCGACUGAUGCUCGGCAACGUGAUGAAUGACUUGUGGGAUUUCGAGCCCUUGCUCGUCGAUCUGCAGGCGAGAUUGCGUGGUGACUGGGCCCGACAGAUUGCUCACUACAGACUUGAUAUGCGAAAAUUCGCCAUCAGUUUGCAGGCAGUCUGCCGAGGAUUUCUUGUUCGCUCUCAGCAACAGGAUGACAAGGGUCUCUGGGAGGCCAAGGAACAAGAUAUCCUGCAGUUGCAGUCUCUCAUACGCGCAGCCAAGGCACGAGCUGAGGUGAAACACAUUCAGACCAGCAUGCAAAAGGCAGCCCCAGGCAUUAAACAGAUUCAGGCGGCGCUGAGGGGAGCUCUUCAGCGCAAGUACGUUUGCGACAUUUACGAUGACACUCGAGACGAGGAACCGAACGUCACGCUGUUGCAGGCUGCUAUUCGCGGAGCAUUGUUACGAAACCACGUUUCCAACGAGUAUGAAGCUACGCGAGCUGCCGAGAAAGAUAUCACCGCGUUGCAGGCCAUCAUCAGAGGUGCCUUGCACCGAAACCACGUCUCGAUCGAGUACGAAGCCCUUCGUGAGGCGGAAAGUCAAGUUAUGUCGCUGCAAGCUAUCAUUCGAGGUGUCCAGCAGCGUAAACAGGUCGGUGCUCAGCACGCUGCGAUCGAGAGUUCCCAAGAGGAUGCCGUUCCGCUCCAGGCGGUUAUUCGAGGAAUGUUGAUUCGUGGAUCCGUGGCGCACACCAAGGCCCAACUCGACCAAGAAAUCCCCUCUAUCGUCUCCAUCCAGGCCAGCGCACGAGCUCUCGCUGUUAGAAACCACAAGUCUCAGCUGGCAAAGGCGCUCCAAAAGACAGAAGAGCAAUGCGUCGCUCUGCAGGCUAUGGUACGCGGUGCCGCUACCAGAGAGAACCUUGACUCUCUUCGGGAUGCCUUGGCACAGCAUACCACUUCUGUUGUCGAGCUUCAGAGUUUCUCUCGGGCCGUCGCCGUCAGGCAGUUCUUGGAUUCUCAACGAGAAGCCUUGAAGGCAGAGAAUGAGCCCAUUUUGGAGCUUCAAUCAUUCAUCCGAGGGGCUCUGCUUCGGAAGCGACUGGAGGAUGAUGCAGACGAACUUCGCGAGGAGGAGCACAUGAUUGUGAAUCUCCAGGCUCUCUCUCGGGCGGCUCUCCUGAGAAUCGAAGUUGGCGGGAUCCUCGAGCAGCUUGAAGACUCUGAGCAUGAGAUCAUCAACCUGCAGGCACUGACAAGAGCCAUGUUGGUACGCCUGGAAGUUGGUCAGAUGUUAUCAGAUCUUGAGGCCGAUGAGGAUAUUAUUACCGACAUGCAAGCACGCCUGCGGGGUCACAUUGUCCGGUUACGAUUCGAAGAAAAGCGUCGCUAUUACCGGGCGAAUAUGGAGAAAGUCGUUAAAGCGCAGAGCGUUGUACGAGGACGUAUUCAGGGCCAAGCGUACAAGAGCCUUACCAGCGGAAAGAAUCCUCCUGUUGGGACGGUGAAGGGCUUUGUCCACCUUUUGAACGACAGCGACUUCGAUUUUGACGAGGAAAUUGAGUUUGAGCGGCUGCGAAAGGUGGUCGUGCAACAGGUUCGGCAGAACGAACUUGCCGAACAGUACAUCAGUCAACUCGACAUCAAGAUCGCCCUACUGGUGAAGAACAAGAUCACACUGGAUGAAGUCGUCAAGCACCAGAAGCACUUCGGAGGCCACAUCGGAAGCCUGCUGCCGAACACGGAGAUUUCGUCAACCGACCCGUUCGAUCUCAAGGCCUUGAACAAAGCCUCGAGAAAGAAGCUUGAGCACUACCAGGUGCUUUUCUUCCUUCUUCAGACCCAAUCACAAUAUCUCGCGCGCCUGUUCCGACGGCUGCGUGAGGUGAACACACCGGAGAAGGAAUAUGAGAGAAUAAGGCAUUUGAUGAUGGGACUGUUUGGUUACUCCCAAAAGAGACGCGAGGAAUACUAUCUCGUCAAGCUACUUGCCCGAUCGGCUCGUGAAGAAAUCGAGAGCUUCGGCUCGCUCCAUGAAUACUUGCGCUGCAACUCUUUCUGGAACAAGCUUUUCGCCUCCUACAUGAAGUCGCCCCGUGACCGAAAAUUCCUGCGCGAGGUCCUUGGUUCAGUGGUGAGGGAGCAUAUCGUCGAGAACCAAACCUUAGAUCUGGAAAGCGACCCGAUCCAGAUCUACCGCUCGUCCAUCAACAAUGAAGAGCUCCAAACCGGCCGGAGGAGCCGCCGUCGACCAGAUAUUCCUCGUGAGGAAGCGAUUAGGGAUCCAGAGACCCGGGCUACGUUCAUUCAACACCUUCAGGACCUUCGUGACAUCGCCGACCAGUUCUUUGCCCACUUUGAAGAGGUCCUGUACCGUAUGCCAUUUGGUGUCCGCUAUAUCGCGAAGGAGAUGUACGAAAGUCUCCUGUCCCGGUUUUCUAGCGAGGACCCCGGGUUCAUUCUCCAGGCGGUUGGGUACUGGGUGUGGAAGAACUAUUUCCAGCCUGCGGUGCUCGAACCAGAACGUUAUGGAGUGAUUGACCGGGGAAUGACCCAGGAGCAGAAGCGGAAUCUGUCCGAAAUCGCAAAGGUUGUUGCGCAGGUGGCCUCUGGAAGGCUUUUCGGAGCAGAGAACGUCUAUCUCCAGCCUUUGAACAGCUACAUUGGAGAUUCGAUUCAACGCCUAGGCCUCAUUUGGGGCGAUGUGAUAUCCGUGCAAGAUGCAGAGUCAUACUUUGACAUUGAUGAAUUCAACGACCUUUACGCCAAGACGAAGCCUACAUUGUACAUCAAGAUGUCCGAUAUUUUCUCAAUCCACCAGCUUGUGGCUUCAGAGGUUAACCACAUCUGCUCGAACCCUGAUGAUAUCCUCAAAGAAGUCGUCCGUGAACUUGGAAAUGUCAAGACCAAUGAGAAUGAGCUGAUGAGCGUCAAUUCGUCUGAAAUCAACCUGACCUUGGUGCCAAAACUUGCGCAGAUCGAAGACCCCGAAGGGGAUGUCAAGGCUCUGUUCAUGGAAACAAAGCGAUGCAUCCUCUACAUCAUUCGUGUCCAGACAGGUGCCAAUCUGAUGGAUAUCAUGGUCAAGCAGCCCACCGUGGAGGAUGAGGAACGAUGGAUGACGUUGGUUCGCGACGAACUGAGCACUCAUAAUACUCCCCGGAGCCCAUAUGCCGAGGCCAACUCUUUGGUUGAUAUCGGAUCAAUGACUUACUCGGAACUCAAAGGCACCGCCCUGGAGAACAUCCUCCGGCUUGAACGAACCGGCAAGAUCCGACGUGACAACCACUACCAGGACCUUCUCAAUGCUAUCGCCAUCGAUAUCCGAACGAAGCACCGUCGGAGAAUCCAAAGAGAGCGUGAAAUCGAAAGCGCUCGCCUCACGACAGCCCGUCUCAAUGACCAGGCCCAUUGGCUGGACCAGCAGCUCAAGACAUACAACGACUACAUUGAGCAGGCGAUGAUCACGUUACAGAACAAGAAGGGCAAGAGGCGCUUCUUGAUGCCAUUCACCAAGCAGUGGGAUCACCAGCGCGAGCUUCAGAAGUCUGGCAAGGUGUUCAAGUUCGGAUCCUACAAGUACUCCGCCCGCAACCUGGCAGACAGGGGCGUGCUGGUGCACUGGAAGGGCUACACCGAGCGACAGUGGGAUCGUGUUGACCUCACCAUCUCGAGUAACGAAGUUGGUGUGUUCACUAUCGACGGUAGCAGCGGCCCCAUGAUGGUUCCUGGAGCGAACGCGCAGGUGCCGUUGGAUGACUUGCUGCAAGCACAGUUCAACAACAUGCAGUUCCUGGACUUCUUCGAUGGGCAUCUACGUGUCAACGUCAAUCUCUUCUUGCAUUUGAUCAUGAGAAAGUUCUAUAACGAGUAA
Molecule: messenger RNA, 5343 nt
Organism: Aspergillus chevalieri
Lineage: Eukaryota; Fungi; Ascomycota; Eurotiomycetes; Eurotiales; Aspergillaceae
Product: putative Ras GTPase activating protein
Exons: 3
Coding region: 1-5343 (1780 amino acids)
Biological process (GO): regulation of GTPase activity; regulation of actin cytoskeleton organization
Cellular component (GO): cytoplasm
Molecular function (GO): GTPase activator activity; protein binding
Source: RefSeq, a predicted model, not a curated record